AUGUCGAAUUUGUUCGUGCAAGAUAUAAAUAAGGAUGGGUUUAGGCAUAAAUUGGCUGAAGAGGUUCGGCUCGAAAAAGGCGAUUCGAGGGCCUUCGCAGGCCCGUUGAGGCUGCUUCGCUCAGUGGACGUGUACUGCCUCGGGACUCGUGCAUUGCUGCAGAUUAAGAAGGGGUGUGUCAGCGUUGGAUACGUACAAAACCCGUUGAGUUUGUACUUUUGUUAUGACGUUGAAGGCACCACCCGAACGUUGAGUAAAUGCAUUACCGAGGUUACUAACACGCCAUGGGGUGAAAGAGUGACAUUUUUGUCCAACCUGAACUCGGACUUAGUCGCGAAGCCUCUUCAUGUCAGCCCUUUCAUGGUGGGACAUCCUUGGGAACUGGAAAAUGAAAACGAGCUAACCAAAUGAUAAUCUGCACGUAGUAAUUUUAGUGCAUCAUCCGAAACUCGGUAAUUACUCCACAGCCUCAUUGGCAGCCAAAAGAGUAGUUUCGCUUUCGCCACUGGAUCAUUCUCGGUUCUUCUGGUUGAUGCCUCAUAAGGUUGCAUUAUGGAUUUAUUGGCAUGUAAGAAGAACUCACUUGAUGGUUAUGCUAUCAUGGGAAACGUGUAUAAUAGAGCUAUCCCAGGAACACAUCACAAAAUAUUUCUGGCAAGUUGGAGGAGCACGUGAAGGUUUCAUUUGGUUCAUCAUGUAAAGAAGUGUUGUACGGAAAACAUUUAGAAGAGGGAAAUCUCAGCGUUAAUGUCAUUGGAACUUCUCAGGUGGAUGCUUUUAUCUGUUUCAACUUUUCUUUUUUUGUCAAUGUAAUAAGAGUUCUAAGUUCAUUAAAAAAAAUUAUAUGUGUGAAGUAGUGUCUGAGUUUGCAAAUAUAGAUAUAUUAUGGAGAUUUGUCUUCUGACACUAUUUAAGAAUGCAAUAAUGUUUAUGCUUAUAUGCUUGUAUUUGUAGAUGACAUUUCUUUCAUGUUGUUAAUUAACCAAAUACAGAUCAUAUAGGAAAUUGU
Messenger RNA from Striga asiatica, 1009 nucleotides. The record is from the annotation of a GenBank genome assembly. Lineage: Eukaryota; Viridiplantae; Streptophyta; Magnoliopsida; Lamiales; Orobanchaceae.